UUGUAUUCUACAGUCUACACUAAAAUUGUUGUUCGCCGGAGAAGUCACAGUUUUUAAAUAUUUGUUAUUACUGUGUUUUGUGACAUGUAAUGUAAUUAACAGCCCAAAGAAUUGAUACACUAAUGAACCAAAAUGAUAAACGCUCUUUUUAGAAUAUAUGAAUGGCCGUGUUCGUUAAGUGUUAGGUGUAUGUGGAAUCUUUAAAUUGCAAUGUUCCUCUUCAGGAAUGAGAACAUGAAUUAUUUCCGCUGGAGGAAAUGUUUUUUAAUAUUAAUUGUUGCUGUGUGUUGGAGAUUGGAACUUGUAAAUGGUCUGAAAUGCUACUGCAAUGUUGACAGCUCAAGCUGUCCAAAUGCAACAUGUGAAACUGAUGGCUACUGCUAUGCAUCAACAACACUUGAUAAUGGAGUACAAAAGUAUACAUACCAUUGUAUAGAGUUGAAAGCUCUGAUACCCAUCGAGCAUCCCUUCAGUUGCUCCACAACAAGAACUAGGAAUGAAUCAGUGGUGAUAGAAUGUUGUAAUUCACAUGACAUGUGCAAUCGAGGACUGCGUCUGGAGAUACAAUCGAAGCCACCAGCUGCCGGUCCCAAAAUUACGGCAUGGCAAGUUGUGCCGUGGAUCUUGGGCCUUAUGGUAAUCGGAGUCUGCGCGGCCAUAAGCAUCUGGCUCGUGAAGAGGCCACGUAAGGGACACAAGGGCCAGUCGCUGUCGCAUUACGUAACUGAGGAUUCUCUUUGCGAGACUCGACACCCAAUGAUAAAGACUACCAUCCGGGACAUGAUCGAACUAACGACGUCUGGUUCAGGAUCCGGGCUACCAUUAUUAGUUCAGAGGUCGAUAGCUCGUCAGAUACAACUUGUUGACAUAAUUGGGAAGGGUCGAUUCGGUGAAGUCUGGCGUGGUCGUUGGAGAGGCGAAAAUGUAGCGGUCAAAAUAUUCUCCUCUCGUGAAGAGUGUUCGUGGUUCCGCGAGGCAGAGAUUUAUCAGACCGUUAUGUUGCGCCACGAGCAUAUACUUGGCUUCAUCGCAGCUGAUAAUAAAGAUAACGGCACAUGGACCCAGCUGUGGCUUAUCACUGAUUACCACGAAAAUGGAUCGCUUUUUGACUUUCUGACAGCCCGCACCAUUGACUCGAACACGCUCGUCAAAAUGGCGCUCUCAGUGGCUACGGGACUAGCACAUUUACACAUGGACAUUGUUGGCACAAAGGGCAAGCCUGCUAUUGCGCAUCGUGAUCUCAAGUCGAAGAAUAUUCUAGUGAAGAGCAAUCUGACGUGCGUUAUUGGAGAUUUGGGAUUAGCGGUUAGACACAACGUAUCCAGUGACUCUGUAGACGUGCCGUCAACCAACCGUGUCGGAACCAAACGAUACAUGGCCCCCGAGGUAUUGGACGAGACUAUGGAUUCGCGACAGUUUGAUCCAUACAAACGUUCUGAUGUUUACUCGUUCGGACUGGUAAUGUGGGAAAUGGCCAGGCGCUGUGGUGGGCGUUCUGGUGGCAUGCCUGAUGAUUACCAGCCACCUUACUUUGACUGUGUUCCACCGGACCCCGCUCUUGAAGAUAUGAGGCGCGUGGUCUGUAUUGAGAAGCGACGCCCUAAUAUUCCGAAUAGAUGGCAUACUGAUCUGGUUCUGUCGGCGAUAACAAAGGUGAUGAAGGAGUGCUGGUAUCAGAAUCCCGCGGCGCGUUUGACCGCUCUGCGUAUUAAAAAAACGUUGGCGAUUAUUGGUACAUUCGAUCACAUUAAACUGUGAAAGGUCAAACCGUAUCUUCAAUAAUACUAGCUACUGUUUAAUAUCACCUUAAAUUCAAAAUCAAGCAAUAUUUUAUUGGCUUUAUAGGCUGUAUUAUGGCUAGGCACUUAGUAUUUACAUUUGCACGUUUAGAGAUGUAUUCUAUUAAAUAUUUUUAAAAUUUCAAAAAAAUUUACGUGAGCCAUGCAAUAUAUUAAUGUAUUUAAUGAGACUAUAAUAAUAGUUUUGUAAAUUAAACGGUGCUUUUGUUGAUAUUGUUUAACAUCUCUGUUGUACUUUAAAAUUUCAAUUGGACAUUCAUUUUCUAUUCAAAAGUACUUACUUAAUCAUUUUCUAAUGAAUUAACAAAUACCUUUUGAAUAAAUGAAUAUCCGAUUGAAAUUGUAAUUAAUACUUCGGCAAUAUUAAAUGUUGUUAAUAUAAUGAUUAUGAUGUAAUGAUUGUGAUGUGUUAUUGGAGGUGGCUUUUAAGGAAUAAUAUUAGCUACGAUCACAAAGUCCACACUAAUAAGGUUAGUAUGUAAACUAAUCAAAAUAAAACAGGUAUUAAGAAACAUUAAAAUGGAUCUCCGGAUCGGUAAAAUUCACAAUAGAUUUAUCAAUUCCUGACAGGGUAUAAUGUAAGUUUAAAUUUUACAUCAUAAUACGAACAUAAAGUUCAACGUUUUGUAAUAUGAGUUGUGAUAAAAUAUUUAUAAUUUCAUAACGUCUGGUGGAUUUGUAUAAAAUUUCAAUAAGUUGGCAGCCGCAGUGUGGAUUUUGUGCUUAAUAUGAUGCUUUGUCCGCCUAGUCGUGUCUCCUGAUUCUACCUCUUAGAUUAUAAUCGACUAAUAUCAGAAAGGAGCAUUUAGUGUACUAACAUGUUACAGACAUUAAGUUGUAGUGAUAUUCUUUUGUUACCAAUUACUUAGUUUUAGCUUAUUUUAUAGUUUACCCGUUAUUCCGCCGUUUGGCAUUUAUGUAUAUCAUUAUAUUUGUAUUGAUUUUUAAUUUAUUCAAUCGUCAUAACUCACUGGUUAAUAUCUGUUGGUAUUUAUAAAUCAUCAUUGUUCUGUCAAACAGAAAAAAUAGUAGUAUGCUUUCACACAUGUAGAUUUAUGAAAUAUAAUAGUUUAUGUUGAUAACAAAACACAACGGCAAUAUCAGCAAAUAAUUAAUAAUUUUAGGGCAGCGUUAACAAUAUCGCUAUUAUUCAUUUAACAUAUCACCGAAUGUUAUUAAUAAAAAAAUAGCACACAUUAAUUUUCAUUAUACGAUACAAAGUUUACGUUAUGUUUUAGUGGAACUAUAAAUGACAAGUGCAACAUAUUUCAUUAUUACUUCUUUAGUAAACGUAAGUUUAAGCUGUACAAAGGUUUUCCCUGUGAUAUAAAUUUGAAUUGCAUUUUUAUUGGUUUUCUUAUUUUGGAAAUUAUCAUUCUGUUGAUUGACAAAUCAAUUUAUUGUAUCACCACAUUCUACCAUUCGUACUUGUACAAUCUUAUACCAAAUUUAUUGCUAUGUUGACUUAGUGUCGUAUUAAGUGUGUCUUUUAGGUAUAAAUUAAUUUAAGAAUUAUUUGUAAAAAUUUCAUUUCGAGCUAAAUUCACAUGUACAAAGUUUGUGAGAUUGUUACUUGGUUGGUGUCCAGGUACAAAUCAGGGUUCCGAAUUUGAUAUGUAUAUUAAUACGAUAAAUCAUAUGCAACGUGACUGCUAUUUGAUAUUAGUGACACUGUCUUAAUUCUAUAUCUAUGCUUAAACAAUAAAACUGAAGAGAUGAUCAAUUAAACGCGCCAAUAUUUGGAUCUAUCUUUUGGACUGAAGAUAUCUUUUUGUAUAUUGUUACCAGGUUCGUGAGUAGAUAUUAAUUAUUAACACGCAUUAGGCUACACCUUUAAACCCCAUUACAAAAAAUGAGAUUUGUGAAGUAAGUCUUAAGAAUCUUAGUCAUACGUAAUUACAGUGGUCUUCAAAAGUAUUGAUACUUAGUACUUACAUAAAAAAUCUCACAUUAGAUUAAGAUUACAGAAAGCGGCAAAGAUUAUUUACAAUCCAGAUUUUAUAGCAUAUUCAUUUGACCUGGAAUUAGCUUUUGCCAUAUAUCAAUCUUAAAAUCAAAAUCUAUAUUGUAUAGAAAACGCGUAACUGUCACAUUCAUAUAAAUACCAAGCUAAAUCUACGAAUACCUACUACGUCCCCAUUAAUAGAAUGAAAAAAGAGAUUACCUAAAUAUGCAUAUGCUGGAUAUGGAUUAUAAUAAUUAUCUGGACUGCCAUUGAAUAUAGAAAUAGCUGCAUAGUCUGGUGCAAAAACAGUUGGUAGUUCGUAAUAGUAAUGACACGCACUUUACAUUGGACACUAAACAAAAAUAUUUCUCUCCUAUUAGUAUAAGGGCCCGGGCCCACCUAAAAGAGUUCAUGUACCUUUUAUUGUUAAUUUGUGAUAGGUUAAAUUAUUUAAUAAGUUUCUUUUAAAUGUAUGAUGCUGAUUUAAUUCCUGUGUACUCUUAUUAUCAUAGUUUAUAUAUAUAUCUUGUAUGUUAUAUAGAUAACGCACUAUGUAUACUACCGAAACAUUUCUCUAUUAAAUUUUAUCUAAAUUUUAAAAUCGCACCACACUGCCUUUCAAAUACGAUUUAUAAGAAAUGAUAUUUGCCUGUUACGAAAUGAAAAGUUUUACAGAUAUAGAUAUGUGAUUAGAAACCGUUGAGAUCUAUAUCGAUGAUGGAACAGUAUAACGAGUGCAUUGUUUAAUUAAUAAUUGAAAUAUUAUAGGUACAUGUUAAGCAAAGAACAUUAUAUCUGUUGAACAAAAUUAAAAAGUUAAAUUGUCGUAGCCCGUAUACAUAUUGUUGCUGUCGUAGGCGAUCGAUGAAAAUCCAUAAUUUAGCUUUAACUUCAGCGUUCAGAAAGUACUUCAGACUUUUAAUAAGGUUACAGCGUCUGACGGAUUUCUCAUCGGAAGUUGUUUAAAGUUCAAUGCAUUACGAAAUCAAAAUAAUUGUUAAACAAAACGACCGCUAUUGAAUAAUAAAAUUAAAUUUACGAUUUUACAUUGUAAUCAUAUAUAUAUAAAAAGAAGCUCGCUGAUAUUCUUGCACUCUUUCUUCUCAGGUCUGUUUCUUCUCAUCACCAUCUUUACGUAUCACUUCCUAAUACGUCACAACAGCCGACCAAUCAAAGCACGCCAAAUCAUGGGACGAGGGUAUAGAAGAGCGGUCAUUGGCUCAUUCAAUUCAGUCUUGUGCCAGAAUUUGGCAAGUCAACAUCUCCUGAGGAUGCCGUGUGUAGAGACGAAACACGUGUGAAUUGAUUCAAGACAAAUUUUACCGAAAAUGACACUGAUGAAGGCUAACAAAAAUUUAAUAAUUAUCGAUUAUCGGGCAAUUCAAUAAAUUUUCCUGGUACAAAAAGUUUUAAACUUGGAAUAAUUUUACUUCGCGUUUAUUAAUGUGUUAUGGUACUACAUAACACAUGUUAUGUUUAAAGUUAUACCAGUCCCAUUAGUGUAAUGGAUCAUAAGUUGAAUUCAAUAGAAAUUUGAUAAGCCGCACCGCUGACUACUGAUCGUUCGCCUACGUCGGCUCUUGCCUUUAUGAGCCCCAAACGUUUCGAAAGUCGAUUCCUCCGAUUUUAAAUUUAUCAAUUUUCAAUAACAUUACGAGAACAAUUUAAUAAAAUAUGUAUAUUUAAGCGUAUUGUUAUAUAAUAUUAGAUUUCAUACUUUUUCUUGGCCUAGGUUGUAGCAUUAUCAUAAUUUUCAAUAAUUCACUUAGUACGCAGUGUUCUAUUUAUAUUGCUAUAAAUAUAAUCUCAGUAUAAUCGGAAUUCAUUAAAAGCAAAUGCAUAAUGCCUUCUAAAUUUGGCUUCCCCCAACUUUACUUGAUGCCUGUGUUGCCAUUCAAUUUUUACUGAAAUGCUAUUCGAAAGCAUAAUAAAUUAAUAUUUAUUUGGGUUGCGUAAAUUGAAUGUUGUACAAUACUUGACAAACCGUUGUCUUUGUUCUCGUUUUCUUCGUUUUAACGAGUUCAUUUAAACUUAUAGAAUAAUUUCAUGCGUUUAGAAAUAGUCCGCGAUCUACUUCUAUAAUUCUUCUAAUAGUAACAUUAUUGUACCAAGCUUUGUGUGAUGUGAAUUCGAAGCGAUUCCAUCUAAAUCGGGUUUUUUCGUUUUCCAAUCCCUGGCCAAAAUCGGUCAGGCUUUUCUGGCUUACAACCAGAGGCUAUAUAAGUCGGGGCUGUACCAGAGGAAGCACAAGGCGUCUUUAAUUUCACCUGGUUCAGAAACAAAAGGCCAGGCCCUAGUGGUAACCUCGCUAGAGUAGAGUGUGAGUUGCCGGAAAUUAAUUGCUGAAUCCGGAUCUCUUCUUCUUUUCUUCGAGGCAUUAUAGAAACCUCAUUAUCUUUUCGAAAUUAUUCAUAACUUGACGCCUGAAGGCAUGUAUCAAGGGUUAUGAUGUAAGUUGACUUAAAUGUAACUUUUAUUGGAUUUUUUAUAGAAUGGUGUUCAUUACUUUUUUACUGAACUUGAGUAAUUCCAUCUAAAUCGGGCUCCUCCUUUCUCCACUCCAUGACAGGAAUCAGUGUAUCUGCUAGCAUCACUAUAAAAAACGGCUUCUUCGUUUUCUACUACCUGGCCGGAAUCGGUCAGGACCAUUUCAGUAUUUCGAUGAAUAUUCAAGCUUGAUCGUUCGGAUCAGGUGUGAGAUUGAUAUUCUUUACACACACGCGCGCACUGCUGAAUGCUGUUGAAGUUUUCCCAUUGGACUCGGUGUUGCUUGUCUGAACGAAAUCUUUUAAUUUUUUUUAUCACAAAAUUUCAUUGGUGUAGAAUUAUUGUCCAUACUCUACUUCAGUGUAUAGACACUUCUUACAGUGAUGUUACCAUAGUAACAUCACUAAGAAGCAUUUCAGUAAUUCCAUCUAAAUCUGGCUUCACCCUCCACUCGAUGAUAGGAAUCAGUGUAUCUGCUAGCAUCACAACAUUUGAAUGGUUCCAUCUAUAUCGGGCUUCUUCGCUAUCUAUUCCCUGGCCGGAAUCGUUCAGGUCCAUUUCGGUCAUUGUGAAGAAUAUGCUUGCUUGAUCGUUCGGAUCAGGUGUAAGAUUGAUAUUCUUGUCUGACUCGCGCGUAGUGCUGCACGCUAUUGUAGAAUUUCCAUUGAUCUCGUUGUCUUCUCUUCUUCUUAUAUGGUUACGUUUCAAUUUCAGUAAUUCAACAUACAAAAUUAAAUUAAUACUUAUCGUUGCGAAUAGCGCCGAAAGUUUCAACUAUUCUUGACUCAAAUUGGCGAACCUACAAGUAAUUGAACUGAUCUUCCUUACGAAAAAUUUCUGCUUGGGCAUAUAGCGAUCGAUUAGCAGGGGGUUAAGUGCUCGGCAACUUAGAUGAGCCUUUUUUCUCCUACAAUUCCCAAAUGGGCACUAUUCAAUUUAUCAGAAUAGUUAGUUCUGUUAUAUUUCCAGACGGCUCGUAAAACAAUAUCUCUCAGGCGAGAGGAAGCCAAGUUGAUGAUGACUUGGUCUUGAUCUCGUUGAGUCCCCAUUCGCCUUAGCCACUCUUGAGCAAACCAGAACAUCUUUUUUCUAAAAUGGACAAGAGAUGAUUUUACCAAGCUGUACAGUAACGGACACCAGGUUCUCAUUUGAGUGUUCAGGAAAGCACUGCAAGUCUAUAUUACAGUCUAUUCAUCUAAAACGGCUACUCACGGUUUUUGUUAGUUGGUACCGACUAGAUUCCGACCAUUCAGAGGUUGCAAUUUGCAAUUCUCUUCAUGCAAAUUUUGACUCUCAGAACGCAGCACUUUUCUUCACAAAUUCUUUGUGUUUCACAGAGCUUAUUUGACAAAAUGCAUGGGGUGAGGGGCUGUGUUGGGCGGGUUGAGCUUUCGGUAAAAGUGUUCAGUAUGUAAGAGGCUACACCUUGAAUAGUUUGCAUUAUUUUUAGUUAUUCUUGGGUCACCUUACUGCUGUACGCUGUUGUAGAUUUUCUAUUGAUCUUGGUUUCUUUGUUUCAACGAGCUCUUCUAAUUUUUUACACGAAAAUUUCUGUAGUGUAGAAAUAAUCCGUACUCUAAUUCAGUGUGUAUGGUAACGUUACUGUAAGAAGCAUUUCAGUAAUUCCAUCUAAAUCUGGCUUCGCCCUCCACUCGAUGAUAGGAAUCAGUGUAUCUGCUAGCAUCACAACAUUUGAAUGGUUCCAUCUAUAUCGGGCUUCUUCGCUAUCUAUUCCCUGGCCGGAAUCGUUCAGGUCCAUUUCGGUCAUUGUGAAGAAUAUGCUUGCUUGAUCGUUCGGAUCAGGUGUGAGAUUGAUAUUCUUGUCUGACUCGCGCGUAGUGCUGCACGCUAUUGUAGAAUUUCCAUUGAUCUCGUUGUCUUCUCUUCUUCACCUUACUGCUGUACGCUGUUGUAGAUUUUCUAUUGAUCUUGGUUUCUUUGUUUCAACGAGCUCUUCUAAUUUUUUACACGAAAAUUUCUGUAGUGUAGAAAUAAUCCGUACUCUAAUUCAGUGUGUAUGGUAACGUUACUGUAAGAAGCAGAUCAGUAAUUCCAUCUAAAUCUGGCUUCGCCCUCCACUCGAUGAUAGGAAUCAGUGUAUCUGCUAGCAUAACAACAUUUGAAUGGUUCCAUCUAUAUCGGGCUUCUUCGCUAUCUAUUCCCUGGCCGGAAUCGUUCAGGUCCAUUUCGGUCAUUGUGAAGAAUAUGCUUGCUUGAUCGUUCGGAUCAGGUGUGAGAUUGAUAUUCUUGUCUGACUCGCGCGUAGUGCUGCACGCUAUUGUAGAAUUUCCAUUGAUCUCGUUGUCUUCUCUUCUUCACCUUACUGCUGUACGCUGUUGUAGAUUUUCUAUUGAUCUUGGUUUCUUUGUUUCAACGAGCUCUUCUAAUUUUUUACACGAAAAUUUCUGUAGUGUAGAAAUAAUCCGUACUCUAAUUCAGUGUGUAUGGUAACGUUACUGUAAGAAGCAUUUCAGUAAUUCCAUCUAAACCAGGCUCCUCCGUUCUCCACUGCAUGACAGGAAUCAGUAUAUCUGCUAGCAUCACAAUGUAAAGCUUUUGAGUCCAUUUAAAUCGGGCUUCUUUGUUCUCCACUCCCUGGUCGGAAUUGGUCAGGUCUAUUUCAGUAUUGCGAAGAAUAUGCAUGCUUGAUGGUUCGGAUCAGGUGUGAGAUUGAUAUUCUUUACACACACGCGCGCACUGCUGAAUGCUGUUGAAGUUUUCCCAUUGGACUCGGUGUUGCUUGUCUGAACGAAAUCUUUUAAUUUUUUUUAUCACAAAAAUUUCAUUGGUGUAGAAUUAUUGUCCAUACUAUACUUCAGUGUAUAGACACUUCUUACAGUGAUGUUACCAUAGUAACAUCACUAAGAAGCAUUUCAGUAAUUCCAUCUAAAUCUGGCUUCGCCCUCCACUCGAUGAUAGGAAUCAGUGUAUCUGCUAGCAUCACAACAUUUGAAUGGUUCCAUCUAUAUCGGGCUUCUUCGCUAUCUAUACCCUGGCCGGAAUCGUUCAGGUCCAUUUCGGUCAUUGUGAAGAAUAUGCUUGCUUGAUCGUUCGGAUCAGGUGUGAGAUUGAUAUUCUUGUCUGACUCGCGCGUAGUGCUGCACGCUAUUGUAGAAUUUCCAUUGAUCUCGUUGUCUUCUCUUCUUCACCUUACUGCUGUACGCUGUUGUAGAUUUUCUAUUGAUCUUGGUUUCUUUGUUUCAACGAGCUCUUCUAAUUUUUUACACGAAAAUUUCUGUAGUGUAGAAAUAAUCCGUACUCUAAUUCAGUGUGUAUGGUAACGUUACUGUAAGAAGCAUUUCAGUAAUUCCAUCUAAAUCAGGCUCCUCCGUUCUCCACUGCAUGACAGGAAUCAGUAUAUCUGCUAGCAUCACAAUGUAAAGCUUUUGAGUCCAUUUAAAUCGGGCUUCUUUGUUCUCCACUCCCUGGUCGGAAUUGGUCAGGUCUAUUUCAGUAUUGCGAAGAAUAUGCAUGCUUGAUCGUUCGGAUCAGGUGUAGGAUUGUUAUUUUUGUCACACUCGCGCGCACUGCUGUAUGCUCUUGUAGAAUUUCCAUUGGUCUCGGUGUCUUCUUCUCAACGAGUUCUUUUGAUUUUGUAUCUGGUGUAUAUUUGAUUGAUCUUGAUGGAUAUUUAUUCUUGAGAAUAUGGAAAUGGGCCAGCUAGGCAGUAAUGCGGUAUGGCUUUAUUUAAUAAAUAUUUGUCACAAAUAUAUACUAGUGGGAGGAUUAUUUGUACAAAAAGCCGGCUAGAUGGGGUACCACAGUGGGUGGGUACACAUUAUGUUUCAGUUUUACUAUUACUGGACUAAUGACCCUCCUCAACAGUAUUACGCUAGCUGCUUGCGAGAUUUAUUGACUAUGUGGAUCGCAUUUCCGUCUCAGGAUUGCGAACAAAUGCAUACCGCACGUCAAUUCCUGACUUGGAUCCAACAGUAAUCAGAGCUGCCUUGGGAUCGCAAGCUAUCUUCAGUUUCACCUGGUUUAGUAAAAAGUUUGUAAAAGUAGAGUCUGAUUAGAUGAAUGUUUCAACGCAUUUAUGUCAAAAUAUGUCUCUUUUUGUUCUUUCGCCUUUUCACGGAAACGGCACGCAGACAGCUCAUGCUAUGAGGAGUAAGUAUGACCACUUUAAUUGAGAAUUCUUAUCAGGACCACGACUGAGACAUAAUUUUCGAAUGAGUAUAGUAGUUUUUGAUCGUUGAUAAGUCGUUUUCGUUUUUGGCCCUAAGCGCAUUGAUGUAAUUUUUUAAAGGUCUUUUGUCUAAUCUAUAUAAAUACGGUUGAUAAGUACAAUAAGAUACAGUAAUGUUGGCUGGAGCAAUUUUUAGAAUCAAUUUGAAAUUGACGAGAAAUAGGAAACAAACAAUAAACGGAUGUGUGAUUCUAGUUUUAGCUAUUACAGGUACCGUCCACCUGUCAACAAUUAUCAUUUCACUAAGUGCAACACUUAUUACAUCACAGCAGGAUUUGCUAAAUAGUAAAUAUUAUAUAUGGGCUUAAGCUGUAAAUUUAUCAACCCAUAAAAUUAGUUUUGCUUAGAUGAAAUAAAUAUUAAUAAUCCUAAUAUGAACACUGCCACAAGUUUGAAGUAUAAGGUUUAUAUAAUAUACACAUAUUACCUAUAUGGCCACUAGAACAAAAAACCAAUUUGCACCGAUGUCUUUUGGCAUUGCGUCACUGUUCCACUCUGUAUGUCGCAAUAAAAUAGGUAUAACUGCAUUAUUGAAUUUAGUGUUACUAAAUAUUUGUUCGAUCGGUUAUAACGCGUUAUUUACAAAAACAGAUCUCAGCAUCUUAGAAUUUUCCAAUACACGUGCAAUAAUCUUUUUUAGAAAUAUAAUAUAUAUAUACUGAAGAAGUUUUUAGAACGAUUUAUAACAAAAUUUUUAUAUGCCUUUGUAUAAUAAUAUUGACAGAAUAAUUAUUCCUAACGGUACACAACUAUUAACGCACAUAAACUUUGAUAUACAUUUAUAUCUUAUUAAGAGAGGCUCCAUGCGUUGAUGGUAAAAACAUAGUCUGCUUUACAAAAAAUAUUUUAGGCAUAUCAUGUUUAAAUAUAGUCAAUAAUUAUAAAUUCCCUUAAUGGUAACGUAAAAAUAAAAUCGUGUUAGUCUACUUCCAUAUUGUCUAUAACUGUGAUUAGCAUUGGAAGUUAUAAUAGAAUUAUCGAAAGUCUUAAUUAGGUAUACCAUUUGUAGUUUUAUAUUGUAAUAAUAACAACUAGUAAGUAAAACUAACGUAUAAAAUAAUAUUAGGUAUAGUCUUAAGAUAUUCCCAACGAUGUGUAAUGAAUACAUUUCUCUGGGCGCACAGCGUGAUACUUUCGUAUGUAACGUAAGUUAUCUACAUGUUUAUUUCAAUUAAUUUUUGGAUGUGUUAAAGCUUAUGUGAUGUACGGAAGUAGAUAUUACAGCAGUAAACAACUACUGUAUGAUUUUCACGUUUUAUGUGUGACAGAAGCUACCUUUUAGUACAAGAAAUUACCAAGAGCAAUAAAUAUGAAACAACAAAAAUGUAUGUACAUCGUCAUAUCACUUUAUUUUAAGAAUCCGUUGAUUCCAAAUGGUUUUCAUAUUAUGUAAAAAAGUAUAGCAUUAUUUAAAUAUUAUCAUUUUUGUGUAAGGUUUAUUAAUUGUUUAUGGAGUGGUUAUCUUAAUAUAAAACAAGUGUUUUAUAAA
This is a messenger RNA of Leptidea sinapis, 11909 nucleotides long. It is a transcript of the gene babo, whose product is annotated as TGF-beta receptor type-1. Gene Ontology annotation, biological process: protein phosphorylation; cellular response to growth factor stimulus; nervous system development. The record is from RefSeq and is a predicted model, not a curated record. Lineage: Eukaryota; Metazoa; Arthropoda; Insecta; Lepidoptera; Pieridae. Gene Ontology annotation, molecular function: activin receptor activity, type I; activin binding; ATP binding. Bases 211 to 1758 code for a protein of 515 amino acids. Gene Ontology annotation, cellular component: activin receptor complex; plasma membrane. The transcript is spliced from 9 exons.